Messenger RNA from Suillus clintonianus, 1205 nucleotides. RefSeq lists its product as uncharacterized. Gene Ontology annotation, cellular component: nucleus. The coding region runs from base 45 to 1028 and encodes 327 amino acids. The transcript has 5 exons. Gene Ontology annotation, biological process: regulation of transcription by RNA polymerase II. NCBI's taxonomy places the organism in Eukaryota, Fungi, Basidiomycota, Agaricomycetes, Boletales, Suillaceae. Gene Ontology annotation, molecular function: RNA polymerase II cis-regulatory region sequence-specific DNA binding; DNA-binding transcription activator activity, RNA polymerase II-specific. The record is from RefSeq and is a predicted model, not a curated record.
AUUUUCAUUCACUCACUUCUCCACUUGGUUAGUUUUCGGCCCAAAUGCAAAUGCAAAAUGAUUUGUACGAAGUUUGGGCGCAGCUUGUGGCAAUGCAGAGCCGACAGGCCUUUGUAGCACCAAUUACUGCACAGUUGCCCCAAACUGUCAUGCAGCUAGGCGUGACACUGGUAGAUGCAACAGGGUACGAACAUCAGAUAUCGGAGCACUUCUGCACCACAUUUCAGCAAUUUAAAAAGAUGCUCGAAGCUCUGUUUGAACGCGAGUCAAUUGAAGCUCGAAUCCAGAGACGGUAUAUGGAGGAGGGACAAUACGAUUUGUGUAUUGACGAGGGCACGCAAGUAACCCAAUUGAGACACUAUGGAUGGCCAACAAUCGAACCGGGUACGAAGAUUGUCAUGAGGGUUGUUAUUGAACAGGAGAGGAAAUCACUCCAACUUGAAGCAAAAUACCAAUGUCAUUUUUGUGAAACGUGGAAUCACUUUGGCGUUGAGGUUGUCAGUAAACCAUUUCAACGUGGGAAUUGCUCGAUAGAUUGUCGAGUAUGCAAACGGCGCUUUCAGAUCACCCGUGAUCUGCGCAAGGCGAUGGAGAGUACUGGCUCCAAUCAUGCCAAGGACGCAGAGAUGCACCUUAUUCGCAAAUUCCAUGUCAAGCAAGUUGGCCAGCACGUGCGUAGUCUCAGUCAAGUCUCCACUAUUUAUCUCCAACCCCCGGCUAUUUAUCGGUACCCUCGCUCACACUCGGACUCCACCAUGACUCGUCCUGUUGCGAGUCCAGGGAUGCUUGAAGCCAAUCAACGACGUCGACGCCACGACGCCACCCAUAGGUGCGAGGAGUGUGGGCAGACCUUCACAGCUGUAUUUAGCUUGGAGCGUCAUAUGCAAGCUCACACUAGUAUACGACCAUUCGUCUGCAAUAUUCCCGGCUGUAAUCAGGCUUUCAUCAAUCAGAGUGACUGCAAACGCCACGAGAAGAGCAGGAAGCGUCACCAGGGUCUUCCCUUUAUCUUUUCUGACUCGCCUUAAUCUUGUCAUUAUGUCACGGCCCCUUCACUCGAAUCUGUAAACCGACCCAUUCGUCCUGAAUGUCGGCCCGGAACUGGCCAUUCCCACAUGUGCCUCCUUCCUCUAUCUUGACAAUCCUACAUACAGGCACAAUGUGACCGCACGCUUCAUCUUGUCCCUACCUCGCUCCACCACUCA